AUGGCGGAUGCAAUCGACUGGUCAACUUCGGAGCCACCGAAUCGCUAUGUUCUCGCGUACGGUACACAACAUUGCUUAAUUGAGCAGGACUAUGAUCAUUCGAUCUAUGGGGAGUGUGAGUACAUCGCGAGCAGGACUCUGAUCAAGUGCAAAUCUGUCCGCAAAAAGGCUGAUUUGAAAGCCAACGGUGGCAUUUGCGAAAUGCACGCUAGAUUCCAUGACUCCAUCAGAAAUAGAUUUCUUUGUGAGGAGCGCCGCCUCAUGCAAGAUAACGGGCAGAGCAAGCCAAAGUACAGCCCUUUUCUCAACCAAGAUGGUCUCAUAUGUGAAGAGUUCCCAUGGUUGAUGCCCAGUCACCGAUGGGAGUCUCCGUUGCCCCGCACAAUUUACGACGAUGCCCCAGACGAUGAUCCCGUGGCACCUUUGAGGCAUGCAGGAGUUUACACUGAAAAAGACAUUUUGAAGAUGAGAAAGGCGUUGACAGAAAGAAAGAUUGAGUGCCUCAAGCUUCACGGUGAAAUGAUGGUGGAAAGGGCUCGGAGGAGAGCAAACGAUUUGUUCAGCAAGAAUGGAAAAGUGAUCACUCUCGGAGAGACCGCCGCAGCCGUUGCCGCAGCAUGUGCUUCUUUAGAUGACUACGGCCGGAUACUCAAACGAAUAGUGGCGUCUCAGAAGUACAAGAGCGGAGAGUGGGUGAGAACCGAGCCUCCUCGUUGUUCAUUCGGAAAGGCGUCGAAAAAUGCUUUGUCAAAGGACGAUCAGGACUCUAUCUCAUCCGUAGUUGAUGCAAUUGUGGAUUGUGUGGUUGAAGGAAAAGAGGAUUUUGUCGAUUACUUGAAACUUCAGGAAAACAGAGCGCCCGAUGUGAUCGAACUUCAUCAAGAAGUGAAACAGUGCACAGCUCCUGCUAUCCCGCUCAGCGAUUACUGCAUUGCACAUCAAAUGUUGGACGAACGACAGAAUAUGCUUUUUCCGUGCAGUGUUUGUCACACAAUGUGCAUUGAUAUACAUUCGCCUCCUUUGUGCGGAAAGCACCUAGUCGAUUUUGCCAAAGGCAAACGUAUCCCCGUGAAAGACACAAGAAUGCCAGUUUCACCUUUGAUAAACCUCUCAUCAGGAGUUCCGCCGAUAUCUCCUUUAUCCAAACUAAAAUAUGGAGCAGUUAUUUCAGCAGUUAAUGAUCCUUUUCAAAGCCAUUGUUUGGACUGCCUUCGAGCGCGGCUCCCUCACCUUUUGAUUCGUCCUUUCAACCGAUCCAAUUUCCCUCCAAAACCAUCGGUACCGCGGCGUAUUACUGUAGCCACACGUCCUCCAAUACCCGUGCGUAGACCGGGCUUUGCUGAAGGAACUCUGAUGCAGUCACAGUCCGGACAAAUCUCGCGCCCGGACUCUCUUGGUAAUCGUAUCGCGGCUGGUUCUGACCAGUUCGGUCAGCGCCAAUUCCCUGUGCCGACCGUCACGGAGAUUCCAGCAACCACAGCGUUUUCUACAGAAGUCCUUAUCGAAGAUCGUCGCACUCCUCCACGUUCUCAGAGCCAGCAAGCCUACGAACCUGGGUCGAGUCGACUCCCUUCACAAACUCGCCCUUUUAUUUCGUCGUACAGGAGACAACCUCAGCCAGUCAUUCGUCAACCUGGUGUGCAAUAUGUUCGCGAAGGAACUUCUCACCAAGAAGCAUCCUCUUUGCCUCCUCCACCUGAUCCACCCCUACUCCCAUAUUCCCACGGCUAUGUACGUCCUAUACCGUUGGAAAGGGGAUCUCCUACUCCUGCGGAGAAUGAAUCGAGAUCAGGAAGUCGUAACGACACCGCUCCGUCUGGAGAUCCGUCGCCACGAGGGACUGGUGUGCUUAAUCCAAGAGACGCUCAGCCGAUUGAAGAGUCAGUACCUGAUCAGGAUGAUCGCAUUCUGGCGCCUCCUCCUCCUCCACCUAUACUUCGAUCUCGAUUUCCUUCAAUCCUUCGAAAAACUGAUGGUGCUCCGAUUCCGCCAGGUUCUGCUAUCCCUCAACAGCCAAGUCCUUCCAGCUUGGCCCAGCGGCCUCCACCACCUGCUCCAAGACCUCCACCAGCUUCGCGUCCCUUGCCGCCUCACCGUCUGCUGAACAUGGCACCUCGUCCUGUUCCACCUCAUCGUCUUAUCAAAUCUCUACCGCUGCCUGUAGUCCCUGCUCCCAGAGCUCCGAAACCACCUACGAACACGGACUCUGGUAAUGCUUCUGAGAAGUCUCAGGAGUACGGUGCGCUGUCGAGCGCCCUGCUUCAUCAAGUACCACUACUCAGGGAAGUCUUGAAAAGGCACUCAUUGACAAAGCAAACGCAUUAUCAUCUGCGGAUUUGGAUCCUCUGCGCAUCCUUCGCUGAUGUGUCCGAAGCAGCACGGGAUAGUGUCGCAUCGAGUGCAGCGAUGUCGACUGCAGCUGCAUCAGCUCCGACUCAGCAAAGUGCUCCUGCUCAGCAAAGUGCUCCUCAGGCGUCGACGAAUGUGGCGAGCAAUGGUGACGACGACGACGAUUUUGAGGAAGAAUUGUAG
Molecule: messenger RNA, 2532 nt
Organism: Ostertagia ostertagi
Lineage: Eukaryota; Metazoa; Nematoda; Chromadorea; Rhabditida; Trichostrongylidae
Source: the annotation of a GenBank genome assembly